CACGUUGAAUCUAAUUGUGACGUUCCAUCACUUAUCUAAGUAAUUAUUAAUGGGAACACCUUAUUUAAUUAUGGUUAAAAUUAUUUUUCUCGUAAUUAAAACAAGCCGUUCGCACAAAAUCCUCUGGAUGACGUCAUACCUAGGUGCUGUGGCAUCACUGAUAGAUUUUUGAAGUUGGCAUUGACGCCGGUCGCCAGCUGUCAUCAAGUCGAACGGAGCAAGGAGGGUGAUUGUUCUCUGCGAAGUGCCAAGAAGGGCGGUGUAAUCUCUUACAAUAAGUGAUUGAGAAAAUUAUAUUUUAGCCGCAUGGUUCAAUUAUUACUGUAUUGCCAGUUAUUUUAUUAAGUUUGUGUUUGAAUCAAAGUGACGAAAUAUAAUGAAACUGUAAGAAGAAGGAUUUUGCACCGCCCUUCGGGAGAAAUCUCAAACGACGUAUGAACUUAUAAAGACCCAACAACACCACGGGUAGGCACUUCCAGGGUUCAAUCGACAAGGGACAGGUCUGGAGGAUAUACAGCCUCCCAUUUGAUCUUGUUUAUUUUGGUUCUUCUUCCUGCAACCCUCAGAGGGGCAGUUUCAGUAACGGUUGGACCGUUACACCACAUUGGUGUUAGCUUCGUACCACGGACUUGGGUAUUAGACAUCAAGGAACAUUGGAACCUGUGAAAAGGGGUUUGUUUUGGGGACAUUUAUUUGUAACGGUUAAAGACAUACUGUUUUUUUUUAAUUUUUCAGGACAUUUAGCAUACUUAUACUUUCAUAAUUUAAUUACAUAUAUUUUUUCUUUCCUCCAAAAACAUAAGUAUACUGUAAUUUAUCAGAGCCAUACCUAAAGUUGAUAGUGUUCCCCAAAUUUACAUAAUUCCUUGGUAGAAGUUUCGAGCUCGAAUAUUCUUCCCACAUAUAUGUUCUUUACCCUUGGUUUGUAUUAAUUUUAGACUUGUUCCCAUGUAAAUUAAAUAUAUAAUUGUCUUAAUUCUCUAACUUUAAAAUCAUUUAACUUGCUUUCAUACUUUAUCAAUUUUUAUUAGUUUUUUUGCAAAUAUUAUUUAACGUUAACGUAUCAAUCAUUUCCUUUUUAUAUUAACUUUGAAUCAAUCCCUAGUGCCUAGCCCCUCAGGACGGUACUAGUUUUACUUGUUAUUAUUAUUAAGAACCACUAGUCAUAAAAGGGUUUUUGUAUCCAGUACUACGUUGGUUCAUUUAGGGACUUGUUACCCGUCAACUCAUUGAGAGUUAUAUAAAAAUAUUAUUUAUAUUAGGUAUUUUUAUUAUUAUAUUAUCAGGUAGUAUUCAAUUAGGCUGUACGUAUUUUAUUCGUACUAUUAUUUGGAGAAGGGUUGUCAUUUAACCUAGAUGUAAGUUGAGGGUAUGCUUCCUAGGAAAGCUACUCCAAUAAUAAUUUAAUAGGUAAUUAUAUUUAUAUCACAAUAGGUAAUUAUUUCUCAUUGUCAUUUUAGAGUUACAUAGUUACACUUGUCAUAACUUAGAGGUUGUCAAUAAUCUAGAUAGUUAUAUAUAAUAAAUAUGUAUUUGUUUUGUAUACCAAUUAUUUUUUUUUCUUCCCAGUUUUGAAUUUAAUAAUUUAAUAUAUUGAAUAUUUUACAGCAGUGUAAGAUACCUGGAAGUUUGGUCCAUUCCAACUUCUGGCGCCCAUAAUUCAGUCUAUUUUAUUUAUCUUCUAUAUUCUUCUAUUUUAUUAUAUUAUUAUAUUUAUUUAAUUUAUUUUCUGAACAUAUAUUUUUAUCUUAAGAUUUCCCUUUUCUAGUCAUCAUCUCUCUUUAGGUUGAGCUACUGUUCUUUGACAGGCAUGCAAACGAGCCGUAUCCAUCCUUGAGUGUCAAGUUGUUCUCUUGCAGCUCUUGCUAGCCAACUCUAUUCAGUUUGCCUCUGUCUCUCCAUACUUCCAUUAUCAGUUCAUCACCCUUCCUUCAUUCAUUUCAUCUUAUCAUUUUAGUUCAACAAAUACUACUGCAAAGUGGUAAAUUUUUGUUACAUUCGGCAGCCCAACUUGGUGCCAACCUUUUAUAGGUUCUAAGACAGUAGUUCUUUUAGUUCAUUUUUUUUCUUUUAUUUAUAUUAUUCCCUUCUGAUAUCUUUUUAUACAUUCUGUUCUGAUUUAUUUUGUUUUUAAUUACUUAUUAAUACUUAACAGGUAUACUGUCACUGCUGGAUCUAUUAAUUAGUUGAGAUUUUGAAACCUCUUUUAUAGGUUGUCAUACAGCUUACAUUCUAGGUUGAAUUUGAAACGAAGUAUAAGUAACUAACAUAUAUAUUAUAUAAUAUUAUUAUUGCAAAUUUUACUCCUUCAGCCAGUGGUGUAUUUGUAUGUACAGUUGAUCGUUAAUACUUACAUAUUUUUUUUUGGGUACAAGUAUAAUAGCUAAAAUUUUUUUUUUCCAAUAUUUAGGUACUAUAUUUACUUGAUUAUACCUUAUUUACUGUAUUUAUUUGAUAUAUAUUUUGCUGGCCAUUUUUGAUUUUGUUGGUGUGUUGCUAAUAUUUUCUCCGUACCUAUAUAUUUUGCAUACAAACUUAAGUAUAUUUCGUAUUUCUGACUUUUGGAUUGCUUGUCAAUAAUUUUUGCUUUCAUCAUGUGUGCUUUUAAAGUUGAACAUCUUCUGGUGGACGAAUUGGACUAUGAGUUGAAAAUUAGGGACGUAGUACCAGAGGAGUCAGCAACCGUCGAUAGAAAACGCAAUCUUCUGCGGGGUGCUUUGAAGCAAGAAGCAGGCAAUAGGAGUUUCACCCAACUUUCGGCUGUACAUAUCCCUUUUGAGGACCAACGGAAAGGAAUAUCCGAAACGUUGGAUAGCUUGUCGAAGAAAAUAGAGAAGUUUAGGGGAACUGUACAGGACAAUGAAUAUGUUAGAUUAAUAUCUCGUCUAGCUCAUAUUUCUGGCCGGGUACACUUGUUACAGUGUACUACAGAAGAGCAGGAACCUUUUAAAAAGUCUGUUUCUCUUAAAAUCCUUACAUUGGAGGGUGAGCUUGAUUCUAAGGUUAACCCCAUAGCCACAUCUACUCCUAAUGCUCCAGUCAGUGUCGUUCCUAGUUUCACAUACUCCAAACCCGUGCAAGUACACAAAUGGGGUGUUUCAUUUUCCGGUGAAAAACAGCACAAUGAUGUGAUUACAUUUUUAGAAAAGGUCGAAUGUCUUCGUGUAUCUAGAGGUGUCUCUGAAGAAAAUUUGUUUGCUGCUUCAGCUGAAUUGUUUACUGGUCCUGCUUUUACCUGGUUCAUGAAUAAUAGAGGUAAUUUAUCUUGUUGGUCUGAUCUGGUUCGCAAGUUGAAGUCAGAUUUUCUUCCUUACUCAUACCAGGAUGAUCUCUUGGAUGAAAUCAAAAACCAUAAGCAGAAACCAGGGGAGUCUGUCACUAUGUUAAUUAACACUAUUUUAGGCAUGUGUAGCCGUUUAGACACUCCUUUAUCUGAUUUGUCCAAAAUAAAAAUCAUCUUAAAAUGUUUAUUACCUUUUUACCAUCAACAGUUAGCUCUUAUGGACAUCCAGAACAAUGCCGAGGAUAUUUUAAUAUGA
This is a messenger RNA of Diabrotica virgifera virgifera (western corn rootworm), 3539 nucleotides long. RefSeq lists its product as uncharacterized. The coding region runs from base 2595 to 3539 and encodes 314 amino acids. The record is from RefSeq and is a predicted model, not a curated record. The transcript is spliced from 3 exons. NCBI's taxonomy places the organism in Eukaryota, Metazoa, Arthropoda, Insecta, Coleoptera, Chrysomelidae.